This is a messenger RNA of Biomphalaria glabrata, 2962 nucleotides long. RefSeq names its product prostaglandin reductase 1-like. The record is from RefSeq and is a predicted model, not a curated record. The transcript has 9 exons. Gene Ontology annotation, molecular function: 15-oxoprostaglandin 13-reductase [NAD(P)+] activity. The coding region runs from base 471 to 1493 and encodes 340 amino acids. Gene Ontology annotation, biological process: prostaglandin metabolic process. Lineage: Eukaryota; Metazoa; Mollusca; Gastropoda; Planorbidae.
UUCGAAGCAGAUCUGGACCGGUGCACCAUGUGGCUUAUUUUUUUUUUAUUUUGCUACUACGCCCUUGAGUUGGGACUGUUAAGUAUUUAGGGCAGGAUAUUGCUGACACGCUUCGAUUCCCUCUUAUUCCCCAUCCCCUCCCUGUUCCUCCUCCCACUCCAUCCUAUCUCUCUCUCUCUCUCUCUCCCACCCCACACCAUCUCUCUCAACUCUCUUUUACAAUGCCCUCUCUUGCAUAUUACAAGAAGCGAACAAAAACAACAUACAACUGACUGCAGGACCACGGUCUCUUUAACUUGAUGCAAGUGUACGGCGUGUGUCCGUUGUAAAGUAAAACCCAUUCUUUCUCGAAGACACCAAUAGCACGAUAGUGUCUUCCCAUCAUUACUUUGCGACCUCAUUUGCAUAUUGUUGUUGUUGUUUUAAAACCACUAAUCAGUAUGCGAUCAGCACUAACCUAUACAUAAAAGAUGGUAGUUGCGAGACGGUGGAUUCAGUGCAAACCUUUCCAAGGGGCAGCAACCCUAGAGUGUUUUCAACUUAUAGAGGAAGAGUUACCAGGACUAAAAAACGAUGAAAUCCUAAUCGAGGCUCUAUAUUUGUCUGUGGAUCCUUACAUGAGAGUCUAUCCCAUCCAAGUGGACAAAACACCUAUUGCUUUACAGGUAGCCAGAGUAAAAGAGAGCAAGAAUGCUGCUUACCCUGUGGGCAAACUGGUGCUGGCCAUGGUCGGAUGGAGGGAUAAAACAGUGCUGCACCCUGAUCAGUUCAACCCUUAUUACGUUCCAAGAUUCGCCCCUGAAAAAACAAUUUCAGAGCUGCCCGACCUAGGUGACUUUCCUUCUUCCCUCUAUUUGGGAAUUCUGGGUAUGCCAGGCUUAAGCGGCUACUUUGGCCUCCUGAGACAAUGCAGACCGAAGAAAGGCGAUGUCGUGUUAAUUAGUUCAGCUGCUAGUGCAGUGGGCAGUGUUGCUGGACAAAUCGCCAAGUUGAAGGGAUGUACAGUAAUCGGCUCAGCAGGAAGUCAAAAGAAAAUUGAUUGGUUGAAAUCUCUUGGAUUCGAUUACGUAUUCAAUUACAAAGAGACGACAUUGGACGAGGCACUCCAGACAUUCGCUCCGGAUGGCAUUGACUGUUAUUUUGAUAAUGUAGGUGGAAGUUACAGCCAAACAGCUCUCAAUGCAUUGAAGCCUCGAGGUCGCAUGUGUUGCUGUGGAUACAUCUCUGCAUAUGAUACUCUCAACCAUCAGCUCGAUUCAAUGAAAGAUGAUCUUCUCCUGAAGAUCAUGGUGAACGAGCUGUCUGUUAGUGGAUUGAUGGUGUUAUCUUUUGAGGACGAGUUUCAAGAGGCUCUCUCGGAAAUGGCUCAGUGGAUUAAAGAGAACAAAUUAAAGUACAAAGAAACUAUAUUUGAAGGCUUCACUAAAAUGCCCGAAGCAUUGCUGGAAAUAUUUCAGGGAACAGCUGUUGGAAAACUGAUUGUUAAGGCAUAGCCUCUAUCUGAAACAAUUUAAGAGAGUUUUGUCACUCUUCCAAAAAAACAUUUUAUAUUAUUUCCAAGUUGACGUCAUCAAAGUUGAGCUUUCCUACAACACACACACACACAUAUCUCUUUUCAUUUUUGUCUAAAAUGUUUACUUUUUUCUGUAUAUUACCGAUUCUGACGUGUGUCUGUGCGUGUGUGUGUUUCUGUUGUACAUGUAAGAAGAGUGUGUUUUGUGAUUACUAAAGAGCCUGACUUUUAUUUAAAACAUUGAUUUUGAAGGUUUGCUUAAAGAGUUUUGGGUGCAGCACUCCGUUUAAAGAAAACGGAAGCAUAAAAAAACAUUUAUUUUUAAAAUCAUGUAAUUAUCAAAUGUUUAAACAAAGAGCAGAUAAGCGUGAAUACAAUUUAGAAUGCAAAUCUCCAAUGCAUAAUCAAAUGCUUUAAAGUGUGACACUUUUUGAGUGCCUGUUUAUAUUGAUAAAGUUUUUUUGUGUGUUAUUUAUGUAAUAGGUUUAACAUUCCAAAGAGAGAUGCUAACAUCUGCUCUUACCGUCCGAAAUUGUCUAGUACAGUUGUACGUCGCAAUUGGAACUCUAGUGCCAGCAAAAGCGAACAAAAUUUUCCUUUAACCGGCCUGAAGUGGCGGCGAGUUCCUCCUUCCCGCCAUCCUGUCUGGCAUGGGGGGGGGGUGAUUUUGUGUUCACUUCCAGUGGACACAGACUCGCGGACUAGAGACGCUGCCAAAUGCCGCACCAAUGGGACCCCACACCAUUUUCCUUUAAUAUACUAGGCUAACCGUGCGGGACACGCCAUUUAUGUAACGGUCCCUUGCCAGAUCGUUGCUGGAGCUUUUUUUCAUCCCAGCACAGUGCAAUAAGAAUACUCUCGUACCCUCUUAGGCACUCCCGGCGGGAACCUUGUUGUGCUACCCUUUUGGCCUAGUCGUCCCCUCUCACGACCGUUUCCACCCGGGCGCCACGAUGAGGCAGGGCAACAAGCUCGGGUCUGCUCUCACCAGUAUUUACCAUAGAUCUAAUCCAGGGCCAUAUUUAAGACAGUUUACAAAUUGCAAGUUUUUAAGGGGUCUUUAAAAAAAAUGUAAAAAUGCUGUUUUUUUUUUUUAAUGCUCUCACUAAUUCUAAAAAAAAAAUAUAGAUUGAUUGUAUUAAUUCUCUUAACUCUAAUGAGUCAGUAAAUAGCUUUCUUUAAGAUAAACUUUAUUUUUAUUAACGUCUUUAAAAGCGAGAAAGGGCCUACACAAAAGUACUACCCAGGUCUCCACUUACUUAAAUCCGGCACUAAUCUAAUCAACUUGUUGAUUUAUAAAAUUAUUUUUUUUUUUUUUUUGUCCAGAAUACUUUUAAACAUCUGACCCAGUUGGUUAUUUCUGAAAGCACACUUUAGUUGACAGAACUUUUCUACUUCUUCUGAACAUAAAUUAUAAAGUUGUAGCUUCUGUAAGCUAAGUUAAAAGUU